Molecule: messenger RNA, 981 nt
Organism: Trypanosoma conorhini
Lineage: Eukaryota; Euglenozoa; Kinetoplastea; Trypanosomatida; Trypanosomatidae
Exons: 1
Coding region: 1-981 (326 amino acids)
Source: RefSeq, a predicted model, not a curated record
AUGGGUCUCACUGCGCAGAGCGUCCAUCCCAGCCUGCAGCGCUACCUGCCUGGGCACCUGCCGAAGCGGCAGCGGCGGCUUUACACGGGGAAAAACAACAGGAAGGAGUUUGAGGUCGCCCACCUGGAUGACGUGGAAAGUGAGGUGGCGCAACACCUCACUCUGCCGAGCAGGCUUGCGCAGUCGCUGCUGCCCUCCCCCACCGUGACACGUGCAGCCGUCAUUGUUGCGGGUGAAACCCGACUCGGGGCAAACAAUGGCUGCCGCGACAGCCCGUGGAACAGUCGCACCUCGGAACAGGUGCCCCUCAGAUCUCGGAGGCAUGACGGCGCGGCGCAGGUCAGGGAGACUGCCAUGACACUGCUGGCCUCAAACACUGCGGGCACGGAACAGUAUUUUACUGAAGAGACAUUUUACUUCGGCGGCCCAAAUUUGGGUGGGGCAGGGCAAGUGGAGUACAAUGACCCAAGCGAGCCCCACAGUCGUAACGCUGUUGUCAGUGCAUGGAACGCGCGCGCACACUUUUCGCCCUCGCUGUGGUUUGCCAGAGCAACACAGCACCCACCAGACGCAGCACCGCAGACGCAAGUGAGCAGAUCGUUCUCCGCACACGCAACGAACGGCAGUCAACGGAAAGGCACAACUGACGCCAAAUCGGCCGCCAGAGGCCGGGACGCAGAAACCCAGCUUCCUUGCACCGAAAUACAACCGAAUGCAAGCACCGGUUGUCCUACAGAGAAGACGUCCUGCGCCUGGCCCUACAGCUAUGCUGCACCUGACUUGUACGCUGUGCCACCGCCAAAGCUGAGGUUUGAGCUCACCGACUACCACGCAACGUUCCACCACACAAGUGGCGUCCCAAACUCCUCCAUGUACAUCAGUGAAAAUGAUCGACUUCAGUCAAUACAAAAAGUACCACUUCCAACUCCCACAAAUAUUGCACUAUACACGCCUGCACGACGAAGAUAUCCGGCAAAAUGA